Molecule: messenger RNA, 4815 nt
Organism: Cololabis saira (Pacific saury)
Lineage: Eukaryota; Metazoa; Chordata; Actinopteri; Beloniformes; Belonidae
Gene: ark2n
Product: arkadia (rnf111) N-terminal like PKA signaling regulator 2n
Exons: 5
Coding region: 220-1527 (435 amino acids)
Biological process (GO): ubiquitin-dependent protein catabolic process
Molecular function (GO): ubiquitin protein ligase activity
Source: RefSeq, a predicted model, not a curated record
UCGAUGGAGACAUUUUAAAACAAACAGAGAGCUACGAGCUAACAGCGAGCUGGCUGCGCCCAGACACGCACUGACAUUAUUCCAGUUUUUAAAGCAGUCAAAGGAGGUUUUACAGUUAUAUUGUGUCGUAUAAAGCAGAUUUUAGAGAUUUUAGAGAUUUUAGAAACUACGGAAGAUGUGGGAAAGUGCGACGGUGGGACAGGAACAUUGAGGCUGCGCAUGAAGAUGGCUGAUUCAGAGAAGGCAGAGGAAUUUCUGGAUGCUGAAUGUCCCACAGAGUGCCUUGAUGAACCUCAAUCAGCCACAGCUUCUGUUCAAGGAGAGGGAGAUGAGCAUCUGAAAACGGAGUCCACCAGUACCAGUUCCCCUCCGAGAGAAAAGGAAGGAGAUAGCCCUAUCAAUACUGAGGGGGAGCAGAGUCUCCUCUCCAUGCCAUGCUUGAUGAAAGAGCUCCACAGAGACUCCCCAGAGUCCCAGCAAGCAUUGGCAGGGAGCGACAAGCCAAAGUCAUGUCAUAUUUAUGAGAGUGACUCCUCGAAUCCAUGCAUGCUCUCCCCUUCAUCCAGCGGCAACCUAGCUGACUCAGACACCCUUUCCUCGGGAGAGGAAUGUGCUGCUGCUCCUAUAGAAGGAGAGGAAGAGGGCAGCAUGGAAGCUGCUAAAGAUCCUGGUCAAGAAUCAAGACAACAAACUUCUGCCACAGCUUCAGGUGGAAGGAAGUCUCGGCGGUCACGUUCAGAGAGUGAAAUGCCUCCCAAUGCAAUGGCUGCAAAGAAGAAUCGCUGCCAGCCAACAGCGGUAGCCGCCGCAGGGCAGGAAAAGCAAACCAAUGGCAAGUUGGCAAAAGUGAAAGGUCACCGGAGCCAGAAACACAAGGAGCGUAUGCGCCUGCUGAGGCAGAAAAGAGAGGCAGCAGCACGGAAGAAAUAUAACCUGCUGCAGGACAGCAGUACCAGUGAUAGUGAGCUCACGUGUGACUCCAGCACCAGCUCUUCUGAUGAUGAGGAUGAUGACACUUCUGGGGGCAGCAAGACAAUCAAGACAGAUAUUCCAGACGGGCCUCCGGUAGUGGGCCACUAUGAUAUUUCAGACACUGAUUCUAACCAGGAGAGUGUGAGUGCGGAGACAGUCCAGCCCACGGUGAUAAGGCAUGAGCUAAAAACACACAGAAGCCAGGAUAUGACAGCUCACUCUGGGUGUAUAAAAGCUCUGAGCUCUAUCGCAGGCCAUGUGGAGUUUGAGCUGUCGCACAAGGAGAACGCUCAGUACAAAGGCCUGAUUAACAUCACUUCCUCCGACAGUGAGGUGGAAAUAGUCGGGGUCCAAGAGAAAACACGAUCUGCCCAUCCAUGCGGAGGGGUGAUUAAGAGUUUGUCUUCCUGGAAGGAGAACUCGGUGGAGCAGUUCAACAGCACAAAUCCAUCCCAGCUCUGGACUACUGUUUCUCCUCAGCACAACUGGGUGUCCCCUCCCGAAGUGGUCGACCUCACGCUGGACGAGGACACUGGCCACAAAAAUCUACUUUAAACGACUUGUACACUGAAGACUGCACAUUUCCCUUCCUUUGAACCCUCUUUGCCCACCAGAGUUUAGGCUGAAAUCCUCUGUAAAGUAGCAGCCUCACCUGUAACCGCUUGUUUACUCUUCCUGCUCCAGAGCAAAUUUUUAUUCAAACUUUCCGUUGAACAAUCGUAUAUCUAAGCCAUUCUACUGAUGCGAUUCCUGGAUUUUUGGCUCACGAGCUAUACAUUUAGCUGUAAUGACGUCAAGUGCAGGCAGAAAUGUUUUUCGAGAGUGAUUUAUCUGUUAAUAUUAGCAAUAAACGUUUUGUUUUGUUUUGCAUACCUCAGUCACUCCUCAGUAACUGAUGUAGGUGGUCAUUUUCUGUUUCACAAGUUGGAUAUCUAGAAAAGCUUCAAUAGAAAACAAAUGGACUUCUUGGUUCUUAAAGAAGCUUCACCACCCCGAAAGCUUUCUUCAGGUGUGACUGAUGGGAGUUUCAGGUUUUUAAACUGUUAUCGUAAAUCACUAACCCAUGAGUCGCAAUAGUGAAUGACCUAACAGCAGUUUUAUAAGCCCGUUGCUCCCAAUUUACUUAAAAAGCAUUUCAGAUCAGAGGUGAAAUGCCUUAAAGAACAAGAAAAGUUCAGUAGGCUUCUAUUCAAGCUUUUUAGGAUUACCAUGACUUGGAUGACUGAAAAUGUGCACCAGCACACGUUGUCCAACAUCACAUUGUAUGGAGCCAAAUCAGGGCCAAAAGUUUUGCUAAUUUGAAAAUAAAAUUUGAACCUGAAAUUUUUUUUUUACAGUUUCAGUUUUAUUUUUUUCAGUAUCAGAUCUUUUUAUUUCAGUUUCAAAUCUUUUUAUUUCAGUUUCAAAUCUUUUUUUCAGUUUCAAAUCUUUUUUUUUCAGUUUCACGUCUUUUUUUUUCAGUUUCACAUCUUUUUUUUUCAGUUUCACUUCUUUUUUUUUCAGUUACAAAUUUUUUUUUUCAGGUUCAGACUUUUGGCCCGGAUCUGGCGUGGGGGGCGUCUUUCAAAAAGAUGUGAAACUGAAAAAAAAAGACGUGAAACUGAAAAAAAAAGAUUUGAAACUGAAAAAAAAAGACGUGAAACUGAAAAAAAAAAGAUUUGUAACUGAAAAAAAGAUUUGAAACUGAAAUAAAAAGAUCUGAUACUGAAAAAAAUAAAACUGAAACUGUAAAAAAAAAAUUUCAGGUUCAAAUUUUAUUUUCAAAUUAGCAAAACUUUUGGCCCUGAUUUGGCUCCAUAACAUUGCUCCUUAAGAGCAGGUCAGUAACACAACAGGGCUGUUGACUUAAUUCACUACAGGCUUUGAAUAAGCUUUUAGUCUGGAUUUUGGAUUUUCACUGACGUUCAAAGAUGAGCUACACCUCAAAGACUUGCCAUUAUUCAGUAGACUGUAGGUGGAUGGCAAAGUUAAUUUUGUUCCUCUUGAGGAUCAGUCAAUAAAGGUCUCUGCACUGGAUGUAUAUUUAAAUCAGUCCGCAUUCAUGGCUUGCUUUACACAAUGUCCAACAUAGGUACAACUUAAGCUCUGAUGCUUUCAGAGAUUGGUUUAGUUUAUUUUAAGGAAAUACAAAAGACAUUUGGGGAAAUUAUAUCACGUUUCACUCACAAUGAGAGAGAUUAUAAGCUCCUUGGACACUCGGUAAUCAAUUUAUUGUAUUUCAUCAUGAACAAAACAUCUAAAAUUUUGAGAAUUGUGUGCUUCAUUGUUUUUAGAACGGGCACAAAACUUACUUAAGUCACCCUCCUAUUAAAUAGCACUACACAGACGGGUUUAGCUCAUUUGGAUGCAUGUUGUCGUCUCUGAAAUUACACACAUGAGAUUCAGCUUGGUGGAGAUGCACACCUUUCCCCAAAUGUAUUUUACUUUACUGUUGUACUGUUACCUCUAUUAUAUCUUUUUUUUUUCUAAAAAAGAAACAGAAAACCACUCUUUAAAGCCCAAAUCUCUGGGAAAAACACAAAAUAAAAAAGUAGUUUAUUUCAAGCGUGUGCACUCCAAGUGGUGCAUUGGCAAAGUAGCGGUAUCUUCAUUCGACACGUUUUUUGUCCCAGAGUCCCAGGUGACUUGGUUAUCAGUGAAUGUAUGACAUUUCAGUUCUGACCGAGUGUAUUUACUGUUUGUAUGCUUAUCUUGAAUAGGUGCAAACUCUUUCGAAACUCUGGGGACCUCUUUCUAAUAACUUGAAGAAAUGUAUCUUCCGUUGAAUACUGCAAAGUAAAAUGGCCUGAAUGCCUUGAAAAGUGCACUAUUUUCUUUUAGAGCAGUUUAAACCAUAUUCUUUUACCUUUAAAAAAAACAAAAAACAAAAAAAAAAAGAAUUUGCAGUCUCAGAUAUUUUAAUAAUGGAUGUGAAUCAAGCACACAGAAGAGUAAGAGUGGCCUGGAGUUUGUGCUAGUGUGUGGGGCAUUGUGAGACAUACUGUAUGCGCUGUUUCUCCCCUGAUCGGACCCUCAGGGCCUGCUCGCUUCCUCCCUGCAGUCCUGUUUUUGUCCUCAUGCAGUACUGCAGCCAAGCUGGUAAAUUUUUAUAAGAAAGCAAAUUUUACACACUAUUUUUAAUUUCCUCUUUACAUAUUAAAUAACGUUUACUUUCCUAAGCGAUGCUUGGGAAUGAUAGAUUAUUAUAUUAACAUCUGCUGGUCACAAAAAGGGAAAACGUCUAAAUAUAAGAAACUAAACCAAAGUCUAAGUGGAGAUUUAUGGGUUAUGUUUUUGUUUUUUGGUUUGUUUCAUAGAGUUUUAUAGGUUUAAAACCUUCUAAUUUUGAAGUCAGUGCUUUUUUUCUUUUUUUUCUUUUUUGGUGAAAAGUUAUAACAUGAAAUACAUAAAAAUUCAAUAUAUUAGUAUGUUUUUGUUUUUUAUUUGGCCAGUUCUUGAUACUGUUGGCAGCUGCUGCCGUGAUAAUGUCUGACCAGAUCACUUCUGCUUGCAAAAUCGGUUCUGCUUUUGUCCGUGGGAUUAUUUGAGAACAUUGUUGAGACAUUGCUCACGUCUUUACUACUAGAGGUGUGAUAGAAACAGGGCAGUCGUGCACGUUUAACGGCAUCUUUUAACCUCCGAGUUCCCCUCAUUACCGCUAAUCCAGCCUCGCUGAUUGUUGUUUUUGUUUUGUUUUGUUUUUUUUUUUUUUUUUUUUUUUAUUCUGGUUUACUAUCAGUAUUUUAAAUUAACGAGAAAUGUUUAUUUUGUUGCUUCUGCAAGUCCCUGACCUCCUUGAAAUUAAGUCUGUAGAACAAAAAAAAGAAACUAUUUUAAAACUAAAUAAAUAGUCUUAUUUAAGGA